AAUGGCAUGGAGCGGCCACCCUCAGGAGCCAUAUGUGAGCAACUUUAUAUUAGAAAAAGCAUCAACUUCAACAACAUUCCUACCUGUAGCUGCAGAUGCAUCUCAACAAUUUACUUCAGCAAGGUGCUUGAUGCUGGAACAUAAUUAUAGUUUUAUUAGCAAGCCUAAAGGAACAGCUGGAAAAGAUCUAAUGGCUCCACAGCGCACAAAGAUCAAGCAUCUUCAAGCAGAAAUAUCGCGUUGGCGAAAAAAAGGACAAUCUUUCAAAGCAAGGUUAAAAGGUGGUGCAGAUCGAUCAAUCGAAUUUUGUCAGGAAAAUUUGCAUAUGUGGGUGAAGACGAAACAAAAACAGCUGCCCAACAAUAUUAUGAUAAACAUAAACAUUAUAAAAAUAAAAAAUAAUAUGCAAACAUUCUAA
This is a messenger RNA of Leptidea sinapis, 418 nucleotides long. RefSeq lists its product as uncharacterized. The record is from RefSeq and is a predicted model, not a curated record. NCBI's taxonomy places the organism in Eukaryota, Metazoa, Arthropoda, Insecta, Lepidoptera, Pieridae. Bases 2 to 418 code for a protein of 138 amino acids. The transcript is spliced from 5 exons.